Molecule: messenger RNA, 1520 nt
Organism: Nilaparvata lugens (brown planthopper)
Lineage: Eukaryota; Metazoa; Arthropoda; Insecta; Hemiptera; Delphacidae
Product: ribonuclease P protein subunit p25-like protein
Exons: 5
Coding region: 327-968 (213 amino acids)
Biological process (GO): tRNA 5'-leader removal
Cellular component (GO): ribonuclease MRP complex
Molecular function (GO): RNA binding
Source: RefSeq, a predicted model, not a curated record
AAAACACUAAUUUUGAGGUUAUGUCUCAUAUCAUGCCCCAAAGCUAUGAAUUUUAGGUUAUGGUGUGAAGGUAGUAUUUUCAAUAAUUUAAUUAAAUAUACUUUCAAUGUUCUCACUGUAAUUGAAUAAUUGUUGUAAUUUUUAAUUUUUGUUGAUGUUCAAUUUUCAUUCUGAACAGUUGCUGUUAUAUUUUCCAAUUUCAAAGCUUUAGAUCUUUUGAAUUAUUCAGAAGGUUUCUUGAGUGAUUGUUAUUUGUUACUAACUAAUACACCAGCAGCUAUUUAAUGGCAACAGACUUUUAAAAAUUACUUAUAAGAGAACCAAACAUGGAGAACUAUACUAAAGGAAAAAAUGUUGAACAAGAAUGGACGAAAGAGACUGUUCCUGUUCCAAAUUUACCAGAAAACUUCACGUGGAUGCAUGUGAAAGGAGGUAGUAAGAUGUGCAAUCUUCUGGAAUACGCUCUGAAAGCCUUCAAGGAGAGUGGAGCCAUUCUGUGGACUGGUAGCGGGCCCGCUGUUGGCAAAACUGUCAGUUGUGCCGAAAUCAUGAAGAAACGUUGCAAACACCUGCACCAGAUCAACAAAAUAUGCUACACCAAAGUUGAAGAAUACUGGACACCACUGCAAGAGGAUCUUGAAGAACUUGUUGUAACCAGAGAACUUCCCACGAUCCACAUUCUUUUGUCGAAAGAACCCUUGGACAAGGAAGAACCUGGCUACCAGGCGCCGAACGUGAAGAACGCAUUCUGGUCUAGCUCAGCCAGCCAUGCCAAGAGAAGCGGUGCUCUGAAGAAACAGCGCCAAGAGCGGAGGGUCGAUUCGCACACUUUCGACGAACUUGGACUUCGGUCAAACAACAAUCGGCAAAAGAAAGGCGCAUCAGGUGGGGGUGCCCGAGCCACUUUCCAUAGGAGACAAAACGACGCUAAGCAGCAAGCCUCCGCUGCUCCGACAAGCGCCGAUUAAUAAGAGUGCUGACCGUUCCUAAUACUAAACAGCAAGUUGUUGAGAACUGAACUUUUGAAAUCGGUCAACUGCUGACCGUUCCAAAAUAAUGUAUUUUCUUUGAAGCCCUUAAUUGUACAGAAUUUAGCAUAAGGAGAAAAAAGUUAGGGGGAUGUAAUUUUACUUACUGAUAUGUACUUCAUCUGUAUAUUUGUUGAGUUUAAGAGUCCCAAAAUCUUACGCCAUGUCAAUCUUUUGUCAACUUAUCUUAAUCGGACCAUAGAUUGUAACACUGGAGGUUUUGAAGAAAUUUUUGUUUCUAGUUGUGGUGAAAAGUGAGUGAGAAAACAUUUUAAAGCAUGUACAUAAACUCAAAUAGUGGAGAAAUAUUAACAUAAUAAAUAUUGUAAGUAGUUAUCUUUAGAGAAAUUUCUGGUGAACUGUUCAGCAUGAAUUGAAAAGUUUACCAGUUUUAAGAAGAAUGUGUUAGCUUGUAGUGGCUCUAUCCAUGUACUUCAACUCGGAAAUUGAUGAUUUAUUAACAAUAAAAGAUAGAGGUACUAGAGAUAUGAA